AUGGCCUCCUCUUUUGCUGCCCAGUUGAAGGAGAUUGCGGCGAAGUCUAAGAAUGAGCUUGAUCUGAAGGCUCACAAGACUGCUCAUUCCCAAUCCCUUAUAUUCGCGAAAAAAAUUGCUGGCACUCAAGACUUCGACACCAUAUAUCAACUAUGUCUCGAAGGCUUCGAAGAUCUUUGCAAAAUCGAUCCGCGAUUCCAGGAGUAUCAGCGCAACUUGUUCAGCCAGCAGAGCAAAACCCAAGAGCGAGAUCUGAUGACAGCGGAACAGAAUGCCACACUCGAUACGGUGCUUGAAGGUUGCUUAGGACUUCUAGGGGGGCGUCUCCUAUUGAGUCCUGCCAGGAAGGUUGCAGAGUGGCUUGUCCGACGGUUUAGAGUACAUGAAUACAACACUUCGUUCUUUCUCCUUACCUUCCUGCCCUACCAUGCCACUCCAUUCUUUCGCAACCUCCUAUCGAUUCUGCCCUCACCGCUUGCUCCCCAAUUCAAAUUUCUCGUACCUUACAUCCCGGGCUUGACUAAUCCUCCUCGACAUGCCAUUGCUUACGGCGCAAUAAAUAAUGACGGCUUUUUCGCUGCACUCAAUACAUAUGCGCUGAAGGUGUGUCAUGCCGGAAGCCAGCACCAAACCUUGCUCUCCUUCUGGGCAAGCAUUAUAGCAGAAGCGAUAGCUGGUAGGCUUGACCUGGCCAAGUCCGGCAGAAAGGAAAUCCAAAGGCAAAGACAAGAAGACGUGCUGUUGAAAAUACUUCCUCUCUUGAAAGAUGGAUUGUCUAUGCACGAGAUACCAGAAAUGAUGACAGCCUGUUUCACUUUCGCCAUACUUUUAGCCAGCAAAAGCCAAUUGGCGAACAAUGUAUUGGAUAGCCUUAUGGAAGCCGUCACUGGCGCUCUGAAGAAAGAGACCAUGGAUGCGGGCCUGAUUUGCCUCUCCAUCAUGACUCAACAAAAGUCUGAGCAGUUCUUGAAUAGGCGGGUUAUUACGAAGCUGUCAAAAGUCAAUGAUCUGGAAAAGCGACUGCAAGCAUUCAAUAAAUCAUGUGACAUUGAAGGCUUUACAUUUGCGAUAGUUCAGAGUGCUCUAUCCGAUGUCCGGGCGAAGGGACAAAAGGAACGACUUGAUUUAGUGGAGAGACUGCUUUGGGCUGAGCUGAUGGAUUCAGAGAGAAUGAUUCGCUCUAUUGCUUCACUGAUAGUACUGCUCAAGAGCGCAAGCCAGAAUGUCGAUCUAACGUCUUUCCGAGAUACAGUAGCGGACUUGCUUCGAAGACUCAAUGAUUCAGAAAGAUUCUCGUCUCUUGUUCCACAUGCAGUACAACAGAGCGGCGUAGAUUCGGCAAACCUGGAAGCCAGUCUGGAAAUUAUGAUCGAGGAGCCCCAGAGAAAACCAGCUGAAGUUGAGGAGAUGGAUGUUGACUCCGAUACUCCGGGCACAGCCCCGAGUCCGCUCGAUCGUGCUCUAAAGCACGUUCCACAACGCACUGUUGAAGAACAUUCGUUUCUAUCGCCUGUACCGUCCCACCUGUUCCCACCUCUUCUAGAGGCAUUCACGUUAGCUGCUCAGAGUAAGGAGGGGCUUGAAAAGUUUUUGGAAUUACCGUUGUGGAAAUUGUCUAAAGAUACUGAUGAGCCGUUGUUUGCCUCUUUUUUCGUGCGAGUGUUUUCUGGUCCAUACUCGAUUCAGGUGCGAAUCGCUGCCCUGGGUGCUGUCCAGAAUUUUCUCUCCCAGUUGUCAAACUCUGACCCUCAAGCUAUCCUACCCUAUGUCCUGCCACAACUUGCAGAUCCUGCGCAGAGAAUUCGGAGAGCCGCAUCAGAAGUUUUACUUGCCAUGGAGCAUGCAUUACCGUCUGCGUUUGUGGAUGGCGAAACAUUCAAGCAGUGGGGUGCGAAGGAUCUGUAUGGCUCUGGCAAGAUUGAACGGUCGGUGUCGUUCCAGCCUACCCAAGACGUGUCCAAGAUCCUCCAGAGAGCCGUACUGCCACUUCUUGAAGAAUGCAUACUGGAUCCAACAGAGAUCAGAGGCGCCCUCAAAAGCGCCCUGAGACCUAGCUCAGGUGACCGUGUCAGCUCUAAGACUAAGUCAAUUGAGUUAAAGAAGUACCUGAGACAAAGCUUCUUCCGCCUCCUCCUUACACAUCUCUCCUCCACACCUCUAUACUCAGUCAAGUGCGGUCUCCUAAAUCUUCUCUCAGAUGUUGAGAAGCUAGGCGGCAUUUCGAAGCGGAAAGAGCUCAUGCCGCUGCUUCUUCGUUGGGCAUCGCUUAGUUAUGAAGAUGUCGAGACGCUGGCAGCGGCCGAACAUUUGGACAAAAAAACCGUCAAUGUGGCCAUGUGCAGCAUAAUAUCUCCCACUGACGAAGAUGCUGUGAAAGCCUUGCUGGGACUAACUUUUUCAAGCAACAAAAAGCGGUCAGAUUUCGCAAUCGCUGUUUCUGAGCGCAUUCAAUCUUUUUGGCCACAGCUGAAGACAGAUCGACAGAUUGCAGCGGCUGACGCAUUGUUAAAGACAAUGUUCAGCGAGGAAGCAGAACGUGGAGGCCACUCCCAGCUACCAAGAAGUGUAUUUAAUUCAGUAGAGUUGUCCACUGAUGUUCUUAUACAUCUCCUCAACAACGUGCGAUCUUCGAUGGAUGAGGCGAAGGAGCAUUCACCUGCGUCGAAGAGGAGGCGUACCAAUGAAAGUCAGGCUGUCCCAGUCAACAAGAGUUUGAAACUUGCCAUUAUCAGCAAAGCGACGUUUGUAUUGGAACUGAUCGACAACUCCAGCCCAGAGAGUCGGCCUCAGCUUCUAAGCAGUCUUUCCGACGUCUUUAUGGCCUUGCAUCAGGUCAAGCUGCAGCACCAGUCCGAUAUGAGCUAUCUAUUGUCUCUGUCACUUGGUAGCCUCUUAAGCAUUGUCCGUAAUGCUGCUUCGCAUGCAUCUAAGCUGGAAAAGCUCGAUGUGUCACGUUUGCAAGUCGACGUCAUCAUGGAUUGUGUUCGCACAACCCCCAGUCCUCAGGUGCAAAACACUGCUCUUCUGCUCAUAGCGGCUACCGCAAAACUCCUCCCGGAGCGUAUUCUCGACAGCAUCAUGCCCGUGUUCACAUUUAUGGGGUCGAAUGUGUUGGGAAAAGAGGAUGAAUAUUCCAAUUAUGUUGUUGAUCAAACAAUGGACCAAAUCAUCCCAGCCAUGAUCGAAGCUGUUCGCGGCAAAGGUCAGGAUCUCGUCGGCCAGACUUCUGAUCUCGUCUUCAGCUUUGUGGUUGCGUUUGAGCAUAUACCUCCACACAGAAGACUCCGGUUGUUCAAAAAACUCGUUUCAAACCUUGGUGAUGAAGUUUUUCUCUCGAUUCUAAUCUCUAGCCUCACAAAGCGAUAUCCAAAUCAAGAUGAUGUCAACUCCUUUAUUGUGACUUUAACCAAUACCUUCGAUGCGGAUAUCCAGUUGGAAACUUGCGUGCGGCUUGUUGGAGGUCUGCGAGAUGCGCUUGCUGGUCAGCCCAAUCAAUAUAAGGCAGUAACCGACGCCGAGAAUGUGAAUGGCAGCAUGUCUCCGCUGGUAGUUCUCUCUUUGCUGCGGACACUUGAUAGGCUUUUCAGUGAGUCCAAUAUCAAGCCCAAGAUUGCAAGAUUUGGUAUGUCCGUCAAAAAUGGGAAGGAGAACCUCACAUCAACCUGGAAAAGCCUGCUGGAUCAGAUGAUACGUCUCGUACAGACACCUGAUCUCGAUCAAGAAUUAUCAACCACCGUGAACAGCGUUCUGUCGAGCCUCUUACGCCUGGUACCAAUCACAACGUUCGUUAGCAUCACGGAGCAUUUCCUCGUUGGUGGACCAGAUAUCAUCAAAGAAAGAAUACUGAGGCUUCUACGAUUUCGCUUACAUGCUCAGAAUGAGCGAACAUCAGCUCUUCAAGCUCAGCUGAUGGCCUUCCUUCAGAUAUUGUGUAAGACACUGACAGAGCCCAACGACGAAGCUAUCAAGCAUGCGGCCCUUGAGUGCAUCGAUUGCAUCUCAGAGCUAUAUGGCCGUAAGGAUGCACCAGCAAUGGUUCAAACAGGACGAGUCAUCAGUGAAGCGUGCCUUAAGUCGUCAGAACUCAAGCUCGCAACCCUUGCCCUACUAUGUCUAUCGUCGAUUGCCGAUUCUGUGAAAGAAGCAAUAGUGCCGAUUACACCACAGGUGAUACCAAAGGUAUUCGGUCUAGUCCAAUUCAGUCUUCAAGAAGAAGCAGAGCAUAUCGAGCUUCAUAAUGCAGCCUUUGCUCUUCUUUCCGGCGUGUUGACCCACGUGCCGUUCAUUUUCUCGAUGGAGCAUCUUGACCAAAUCCUGGUGCUAUGUGCAGAGUCUAGGAAUGCGUUGUUAAACACUGAAACCCAUGAACUACUCGAACAGGCUCUGCGGCUAGUUGGUAGCAAAAUCGAGCUGGCAAAGAUUGUUGGGUCGUUGCGGCGGACCUGGAACGCGACUGUGGAGAACGACCUGCCUGCCGUUCAGCAAGCGCUUGCUUUGCUCUUAAACUCAAUUCAGACCUCGUCCAAGUCACUCGUUGCCAACCAAGCAGACAAGAUCUCUGAACUUCUUCUCCAGGCUUUCGAUCUCCGAAGAAUCCAGUUCACCAACAUCUCAGAAGACAGCUACACCAAUGCUGAUGUUAUCAAGGUAGAGCAGACCGUCAAUGCAGUCACAAUAGAGUUCAUCUACAAACUCAAUGACACGACAUUCCGUCCUAUCUUCCACCAGAUGCUCGCCUGGGCCACGAAAUGCCCGGAUGUGAAACCCGUAAAUCUCGCCAAAGCGCAAAAGCUAAGACAAACCACGCUCUUCAAUUUCCUGGCCCACUUCUUCGGAACCUUGAAAUCGAUCGUCACGUCAUACGCCUCCCACGUCGUCGAGCCAGCCAUGGCUGCCUUGAAAGAAAUCUCCAGCGCCGCCUUGUCAUCACCACCCCACACCUCUACAAAAGCCAAAAAGCGCCACCUUACCAAAUCUCCCUCAACCCAAGAUCAAAACGACGAAAAAGACACCACUCAACUCUACACAGCCAUACUCGCCACCCUCCGCGCAGCUCUCACCCACGACCACGACGCCCACUUCUCCAACCCCGCCCUCUUCCACCCGCUCUCCGAGAUCCUAACCGAGCAACUCCACCUCGCCUCCCACCCAACCUACACCCCGUACAUCCCCUCGCACACUAUCCCAACCAUCGUCCGCCUCGCCGUCGCGGUAGUCGACACGCCCGAGCACCUCAAACGACUCAACAGCCUCAUCUGCGCCCUCCGUCGCUCCGAAGAUGCCAAGGUCAGAUCCGCCAGCGUGAAGCUGCAUUUGGCCCUCGCAGGCGCAGAGACACUCACACCACCACCACCACCAGCAGGAGAAGGAGAAGGAGCGGGAGACGAGGAAGUAGGGAUAGCGGAGGAAUGGUGCGGGACCGUGCUUUCGGUGGGUGAGGGGAUGGUCUAUGUUAAUGAGAUGUUGGAGGAUGAGGAUGAGGAGGUUGAGAGGGGGAUCAGGAGGCUGGUUAGGAGGGUGAGGGAGGUGGUUGGGGAGGAGGGCAUCUUUGAAUGA
Endocarpon pusillum Z07020 is the source of this 5556-nucleotide messenger RNA. RefSeq lists its product as uncharacterized. The record is from RefSeq and is a predicted model, not a curated record. Gene Ontology annotation, cellular component: t-UTP complex; small-subunit processome; 90S preribosome. Bases 1 to 5556 code for a protein of 1851 amino acids. NCBI's taxonomy places the organism in Eukaryota, Fungi, Ascomycota, Eurotiomycetes, Verrucariales, Verrucariaceae. Gene Ontology annotation, biological process: maturation of SSU-rRNA from tricistronic rRNA transcript (SSU-rRNA, 5.8S rRNA, LSU-rRNA); positive regulation of transcription by RNA polymerase I. Gene Ontology annotation, molecular function: snoRNA binding. The transcript has 2 exons.